Molecule: messenger RNA, 243 nt
Organism: Neurospora tetrasperma FGSC 2508
Lineage: Eukaryota; Fungi; Ascomycota; Sordariomycetes; Sordariales; Sordariaceae
Exons: 4
Coding region: 1-243 (80 amino acids)
Biological process (GO): protein-RNA complex assembly; translation
Cellular component (GO): ribosome; cytosolic large ribosomal subunit
Molecular function (GO): structural constituent of ribosome
Source: RefSeq, a predicted model, not a curated record
AUGCCUCAGGAAAUCGGAGAUAUCAAGAAGUUCAUCGAGAUCUGCCGGCGCAAGGACGCUUCCGCCGCCCGGAUCAAGAAGAACAAGGCUACUCAGCAGAUCAAGUUCAAGGUCCGCUGCCAGAAGUACCUCUACACCCUUGUUCUCAAGGACUCCGACAAGGCUGAGAAGCUCAAGGCUUCCCUCCCUCCUUCCCUGACCAUCGCCGACGUUGCCAAGCGCAACAAGAAGCAGACUGCUUAA